Megalops cyprinoides (Indo-Pacific tarpon) is the source of this 1724-nucleotide messenger RNA. Its product is annotated as V-type proton ATPase subunit E 1-like. The transcript is spliced from 9 exons. Gene Ontology annotation, biological process: proton transmembrane transport. Gene Ontology annotation, cellular component: proton-transporting two-sector ATPase complex, catalytic domain. NCBI's taxonomy places the organism in Eukaryota, Metazoa, Chordata, Actinopteri, Elopiformes, Megalopidae. The record is from RefSeq and is a predicted model, not a curated record. Gene Ontology annotation, molecular function: proton-transporting ATPase activity, rotational mechanism. Bases 1 to 681 code for a protein of 226 amino acids.
AUGGCGCUCAGCGAUGCCGAUGUGCAGAAACAGAUUAAGCACAUGAUGGCCUUCAUUGAGCAGGAGGCCAAUGAGAAGGCGGAGGAGAUUGAUGCCAAGGCCGAGGAGGAGUUUAACAUUGAGAAGGGUCGGUUGGUGCAGACUCAGAGGCUGAAGAUCAUGGAGUACUACGAGAAGAAGGAGAAGCAGAUCGAGCAGCAGAAGAAGAUUCAGAUGUCCAACCUGAUGAACCAGGCCAGACUGAAGGUGCUGAAGGCUCGCGAUGACAUGAUCACGGAACUGCUGAACGAGGCGCGUCAGAGGCUGGCGAACAUCGCUAAAGACCCGGCACAGUAUCAGAAUCUGAUGGAGGGUCUGGUCCUGCAGGGCUUCUAUCAGCUGCUGGAGCCUAAAGUGACCAUCCGCUGCCGCAAGCAGGACCUGAGCCUCGUGCAGGCAGCAGUUCAGAAGAACAUUCCCAUCUAUCGGGCAGCUGUGAAAAACAACAUCGACGUCCGCAUUGACCAGGACAACUUCCUGCCCUCAGACAUCUCUGGAGGUAUUGAGAUCUACAAUGCCGAUGGAAAGAUCAAGGUGUCCAACACCCUGGACAGCAGACUGGAUCUCAUGGCCCAGCAGAUGAUGCCCGAAAUCCGAGUGGUUCUGUUUGGCGCCAACCAGAACCGCAAGUUCUUGGAUUGAUGGACUUAGUUUUCAUAAUAGUGUUCGAGGGCAGUGGUUUUUAAAGCCAAGGCAACAGAAGCAACAUGUGAAUUUUUCUGUCAUUUUGUCACUUGUUUAUUUGUAUUUGAUUCCAUUCCUGUGUGUGUCUGAGUGAAAGUGGAAAGAGAACCCCUUUAUCCCCCCCCCUCCCAUCUUGUGAUGUGAUCUCCUCCUGUCUGCUGUUCUUAUGAGGGAAGUGUAUUAAAAGUGAUCAUUUAAAACUGACACACACACACCCAUGUGGAAGUAGCCAUGUGAACUGGAAUCUGGACUGGCUAUGGCUCUGCAGGGGUGAAGCAGUGGGUCUGGACUCAGGUGGUGCGUAGAUCCAAACUGACUGCUGGUGUAAAAAUUUCUACCCACCCUGAUUUUCCAUGAAGCAUUAGUUUAAAGCCAUCCCUGCAGGCUGUGUUUGUGUGUGAAACAAAUGACCGUGUUGAAAACCAGCUCAUUUUGCUUCAUUCACAGCCAUAGCCACAGCCUCGUGUCUACAGAGCAAAUAUACACCUCAAAACCACUGACAACAUAAGUCUCCUUCCUCUCAGAGCAGGCAGCCGAAUCUACUUACACAAAAGUAAAUCUGUGUCCACAUUUUACAAACUGCUAUAAGGCUAAGUAUGGAUCACAUUACAGUGCUAAAUGGGGAGGAUGCACACUGAGGCAGCUUAAAGCUAGAUGGUGUUUGUAGUUCGUAUCACGGUUUACUCUGUCCCCCAGCCCCUUAAGGCUGCACAAGCACGUUCCUGUUGUGAUUAUGUGUGCUUUGGUUUAAACUCCCGCUGAACUGAAACUGAUAAACCCUUCAUGUCCUUCAUCCUUUGUCUUAUUUCCUGUGAUAUACUGUGUGUACAUGUGAAUUUAAAACAGAUUGGAUCACCUAAAUGUUUUUUUUAUUCCUUGAUGCAUUUGUCUCCAGAGGUGAUGCUAAUUGAUGAUGUUAAAAUAUAUAUGCAGGAGAGUAGCCACUGUGUUUGUUGCCUGUUUCUUCCCCACAUCAAAGCACAGAAACGGACAUGAGUUUA